GUCCCCGAUGCCCUCACCUCUACCUCUCCAGCAUCUCGGCUACCCCCGCCGGGCUACCCCCGCCGGGCUGGGCCCCAGUCCGAAUCCCCACCUAGCCACCACGCCCGACGCACACGCAGGAUAAAGGGGCCGGGGACGCAAGCCAGCGGGGUCGUCGUCUGCCCUCUCCGUCUUGUCGUCCUCGCUUCAUCUCCGACUGCCCAGUUUCGCCAGGCCUCAUCAUCCACACUGCAGCUCUCGCGCCCGGAGAAAGCCACACCUCCGUCGCCGCCUGAAGAGGCUCGACGCGUCGCAAGCGGGGAUCGUGAGAUGGAGAGUGGAGGAAGGUUGCAUUGCGUUGAUUACAUGAGGUUGUCCUCGCCGACAUUGGCAGCAGGCCCUCGUAGCCGGGGUCACGUCCCGUUCUCCGGCGCCCAUAUACGGGACGGCUAGCUCUCACCAACCCUCCGCUGUUGGUCUCUCUCUUUCCCUUCCUCACCAGCGUGCCAUCUCGCCCCUCACACUCCUUUUUCCGGUCUGCAGCAGACCUGAACCGCCAGUCAUUUCGGCGUACCAGACAGAAUCUUGUCUUGGCCUCGCCUGUCGCUCCUUUGAUACCUGGCCCGCGCGAUAUCGGCACCGCUGCUUCGCCAAUAGAUCUCCCUCCCCCAACACCACCCCUGUCGCAGCGCUCCAUUGCAUCAUGAAGGCCUCGAUCGUGAUUGCCGCCCUCUCGGGGUUGGCUAGCGCGUCCACGCGCGUGCCGCCGCGCUCUCCCGCAGGCAACUGCCGCUGCCUGCCCGGUGAUGAGUGCUGGCCAUCCACGUCCGCGUGGGGCAAGUUCAACUCGACGGUCAGUGGCCGGCUCAUCGCCACCGCCCCGCUCGGUUCCGUGUGCCACGAGCCCAAUUAUGAUGAGGCCAAGUGCGCUGCCGUGCGCGCCAAGUGGACGAACCCGGAGCUGCACAUCGUCACCACCUCCUCGCCCAUGGAACCCUUCUUCGCCAACCAAAGCUGCGAUCCCUUCACGGACAAAAAUCUACCCUGCACCCUGGGCAACCUUGUCAGCUACUCUGUCAACGUUUCCACCGCUGCCCACGUCCAGGCCGCGCUGAAGUUUGCCCAGCAGAGCAACAUCCGGGUCAACAUCCGCAACACGGGACACGACUUCCUGGGGCGCUCCACCGGUGCUGGUGCACUGUCCAUCUGGACCCACAACCUCCAGAACAUCGACUUCAUCGACUGGAAGGACGCCGGCGCCGCCUAUGAGGGGCCUGCCGUCAAGGUCGCCGCCGGCGUCCAGGGCUGGCAGGUCACCGAGGCCGCCCACGCAAAGGGCCUCGUCGUCGUCGGCGGCGAGUGCCCGACCGUCGGCCUCGCCGGUGGCUACAUCCAGGGCGGCGGCCACUCCGCCCUGAGCACCUCGUUUGGUCUUGCUGCCGACUCGGCCCUCGAGUUCGAGGUUGUCCUCGCCAGCGGCAAGAUCGUCAAGGCCAACCGCAAGUCCAACACUGACCUCUUCUGGGCCCUCCGCGGCGGCGGCGGCGGCACCUAUGGCGUCGUCAUGAGCGUGACCGUGGCCGCCUACCCCAACAAGACCGUCGGCGGCGCCUUCCUCUCGACCGCCUCCAGCGUCACCACCCCUGAGAAGUGGACCCAGCUCAUCUCCCGGUUCCACGGCCUCAUCCCCAACAUGACCGACGCCGGCGCCAGCGUUGUCUACUACGCCAGCAGCGCCAUCUUCGCCAUCCGCCCCGUCACCGUCUACGACGCCAACAAGACCUACGUCCAGGACGUCGUUAUGAAGCCCGUAACCGACCUGUUUGCCGAGCUGGGAAUCCCCUACCAGGGCGGCUUCACCGAGCUGAGCUACCGCGACCACUACGACAGGUACAUGGGUCCCCUCCCGACCGGCUGGAUCACCAUCGCCAGCUUCAACUUUGGCGGCCGCCUCAUCCCGCGCGACGUGCUCGCCGACCCGGCCAAGCUGUCCACCUUCAACACCGCCCUGGGCAAGCUCCACGCCGGCGGCGUGCUCGCCGUCGGCACGGCCGCCGCCUACAACGUCCGCAAGACCGACAUCGGCGCGACGCCCGUCUGGCGCACGACGGCCGUCCAGAUGCAGCUGACGACCCCGUGGGCCAACCAGGCCGACUGGACCUCCAACCUGGCGUCGCAGGAGCGCAUGACCAAGGAGUUCAUGCCCACCAUCGAGGCCGCCACCCCGGGUGGCGGCUCGUACCUCAACGAGGCCGACUUCAACCAGCCCAACUGGCAGGAGGCCUUCUUCGGCGCCAACUACGCCCGCCUCCGCGACAUCAAGUGCAAGUACGACCCAUUCAACGUCCUGUACAUCCUCAAGGGUGUUGGCAGUGACGGCUGGAAUGUCGCCGCCGAUGGCCGCAUGUGCCGCGCCUAAGAGGGUUUGCGCUGUCUGCAGUCGGUGGAGGGGAUGUCGAUAAAUAUGUAUAAACCUGUCUCCCAUGGAUGUGUCAACGACUGGAGUCGGGGUGGUACCUGAUGUGUUACGAUAAGAUGGUAUAUAGCAUUGGGGUGGCAAAUUCGAUCUCGUGCAUUUCUACUUGGUCUCUGUUUCGCCUCCGUUCCUCGUUACAGCCACGGGGUGUUGAAGC
Messenger RNA from Gaeumannomyces tritici R3-111a-1, 2612 nucleotides. RefSeq lists its product as hypothetical. The record is from RefSeq and is a predicted model, not a curated record. The coding region runs from base 683 to 2398 and encodes 571 amino acids. Lineage: Eukaryota; Fungi; Ascomycota; Sordariomycetes; Magnaporthales; Magnaporthaceae. Gene Ontology annotation, molecular function: oxidoreductase activity; FAD binding. The transcript has 3 exons.